AGCCGGUGUAUUUUUGUCAAGAUGGCUGUGGAAGGGAGUUCUUUGUUUUGUGAUGAUGAUAAAUCAUGCGAGAAACAUCCCAACGAAUCUGACGAGGACGAUGAAAAGUAUAUUUCGGCACCAAUAGAUAAGCUUGGGCCUGCUGGAAGAUGGCUUCGACACCGUCUUCUCAGCUCAAUUCUCAUUGGAACACCUCCUCUUGUAGCGCUUCAGAGAAGACGUACACCCUUAUGGACAAAGUUCAUGCACUUGAACAGUUUCUUUGGUACUGAGGACUUUUAUAUUCCUAUGGGGGUUUUUAUUCUUUGGAUUGUUGAUGCUAAACUUGGGAGGUUGUUGUGCCUACUGAUGGGUUUAGGUUUCUACAGUGCUGGAUUCAUCAAGGAUUGUCUGUGCCUACCUCGGCCAGCAAACCCACCAAUUGUUCCUUUAGAAGGUGCUUCACAAACUUGGGGCCUUCCAAGUCACCAUGCGGUUUUAGGUGUACUAGUUCCUUGGUAUAUUUGGUUUUACUCCUAUAUCCACUUUUCUAUGCCUCAGUGGGGAUUUGCUGUCCUUUUUGGAUUCAUUGUGUAUUGGUCAGUGUCUGUUAUGUUUAGUCGGCUUUACCUUGGUGUCCACAGUCCAGCAGAUAUUGUUGCUGGAGGAAUUAUUGGUUGUGUCAUACUGGCUUAUUGGAUAAAAAUAGACACAAUUGUGGACAGAUAUAUCAGCUUUGGGGAUAAUGUUGUCCUUCAAGCCAUUGUUUACUCCUUGUUGCUGUUGUUUCUUCAUCCUCGUCCUGAGCCCCGUACGCAGUCUCUGGUUGAAACGACUGCAAUGACUGCUGUGUCAGUUGGUUUUGUAAUUGGCAAGGCCACAUCCACAAGACACCCAUCCAUUUACAAAGCAAUCCUGGACUUUGAUAUUGAUGAUGUGUCCAAUUUCACCCUGAUCUGGGUUUCCACUGUACGAUUAUUGCUUGGAUACAUCCUCGUGAUACUUACGAGGCUGCUCUGUAAGAUUGUGUUCAAAAGCUUGCUGAACAACCUUUUCCGAGUAUUGGACUUGGAAUGCUUUGAGAUAACAAAGGUUAAGUACGACUCAAGUGAAAGGAUGUAUGGCCCUUCAUUCAAACUGCCUCCUGUUUUUUAUAAGGGAGGAAAGAAAAGAAGCCAAAAAUCCCAGCCUGAUACAGAGGAUGGUAGCCAAAAGUAUAACUUGAUCUUUGUUAUUAACUAUGUCUCAUAUGUAUGUGUAGGAUGGGUGGGGAUAAGUGGUGUACCACUACUUUGUCACAGUAUUGGACUGGUUUUGUAGACCAGUGUGUGGCCAACAUUGGUACCUUGCAUUAUUAGGCUACUAAAUUUACACUAGACCAGUACUGGAAUAGUAUUGCCAGUUUGCAUUCUUUCAUAGCUAAUCAACUAAUACACUUAGGAGAUUGUGUUGGAUAUUGUAGAAAUGAAUCCAAAAGGUCAGAUAUUGCUUUACACAGUUAGUCUAGGAUAGACUGGUCAGUUGGAACCAAUGGAAUGUCUGUUGCAUGUAGUAACUAUCUCAGACGUAAUUAUAUGAAGAAAUUGAGCAUUUUGUUAAGUAGAGCCACUGUUACACUAAAUGAAAUAAGUGGCAUAUUUCGUACAGUAUUUUUUUAUUAUGGUAUUGUUUUGUUGGAGGAAGUUUACCUGUAAAUUCUCUUAAUGAUUAAUAUAAAACUUAUCCCAAUAAUAUUCUUAAAUUAUCCAAUAACCAGGUAAUAAGAAUGCUUAAACUUAUCAGGUGAAAAUAGAGGAUAUUACAUGGCCGCGCGGGGAUACGAAUUUUAUC
Stylophora pistillata is the source of this 1809-nucleotide messenger RNA. RefSeq lists its product as uncharacterized. Lineage: Eukaryota; Metazoa; Cnidaria; Anthozoa; Scleractinia; Pocilloporidae. Gene Ontology annotation, cellular component: endoplasmic reticulum membrane. Gene Ontology annotation, molecular function: sphingosine-1-phosphate phosphatase activity. Gene Ontology annotation, biological process: sphingosine metabolic process. The record is from RefSeq and is a predicted model, not a curated record.